Molecule: messenger RNA, 1740 nt
Organism: Ostrinia nubilalis (European corn borer)
Lineage: Eukaryota; Metazoa; Arthropoda; Insecta; Lepidoptera; Crambidae
Product: pancreatic triacylglycerol lipase-like
Exons: 6
Coding region: 113-979 (288 amino acids)
Biological process (GO): lipid catabolic process
Molecular function (GO): lipase activity
Source: RefSeq, a predicted model, not a curated record
GGAAGGUCAUAUAGCCGCCAUUACGGGGGAAUAUGGUAAAGACUGGAUCUAUUUUCCGGAUGGAGAUGGUAUACCACAUUUUGUUAAUUUAUCAACAUUUUCAUAUUCUUCGAUGAAAACGGAACAGGAUAUAGAGUUUAGACUUUACAGCAUGAAAGACCCUGACAAUUAUAUUGUUUUGGAUGAAUCGGCAAUGCUCACAGAUGACGCAAUGGGUGUCCUUUUUAACAAUGCCCCAUUAAAAGUUAUAACCCACGGAUGGAUGUCAAAUGCCGACAAAAGCGCUGUGAUGAACAUAAAAAAUUCGUAUUUCAUUGCACGCACCAACGUCAACGUUAUUGCUGUGGACUGGAGUGGAUACUCAAUGAACUAUUAUUACAUGUCGGCUGCAAGUCAAACAAAAGCUGUUGGCCGCAAAAUAGCUCAAUUUCUGAAUUCAAUGCACAGGAGGUUUAACAUUUCCGGUGAUCAAAUGCAUCUAAUUGGACAUAGUCUAGGCGCACACGUAAUGGGAAUUGCAGGUUAUGAGUCGGAAAUCAAAAUUGGCCGAGUCACAGGCCUUGAUCCAGCAUUACCAAUGUUUGAAAAUAUACAAAAUCAAAAAACAAGGCUGGACUAUGCGGAUGCAAAGUUUGUAGAUGUGAUUCAUACGUGUGGAGGAGUACUUGGCUUUUGGGAUGCAAUUGGUCAAGCUGAUUUUUAUCCAAAUAAUGGAAAGGCACCCCAACCGGGAUGCAACAUUCAAAAUAUAUUUCACUGGGAUGCUUGUAGUCAUGGCAGAGCGCAUAUUUACUUCGCUGAAUCCAUUAUAAAUCCUAAAGCCUUCCCUGCGUACCGAUGUAAUAAUUGGCGAAGCGACCUGGAAAAAGCCUGCCCGCAUGUGGGUUUCAUGGGUGAAGCUGCGGAUUGGAAUAUGAGAGGCAUAUUCUAUUUGUCUACUAAUUCUGAAGAACCAUUUGGCAGAGGCAUAAGGUCGUAGCCUGGAAUUAUUCAGGGAGAGGGUGCGAGCUCUGGACCAAAGCUUACCUUGGAAAAUGCAGCUUUAUGUGACGAAGUCGCUAAAAUCCAGGAAAGUAUUUUAAUCGUAAAAGAAGAACGAAAGUUUUUACUAAGAAAACUGAUGGAAUAUGAAAGUGACCCUGAUAUGGUAAUGACCUACCAGAGGAGUGAUAUUAUAAAUACAUCGGUAGGCUCCAGAGGAAAAUUGAAAAAAAGGAUUAGCUUUGAUGAUAAUGUAAAAAGUUCCAUUAUAACUUAAGUUUGCGAGAGUGAAUAGGCACUUACAGGGCAGUUAUGUACCAUCCUAGACUGCAUCUCACUUAACAUCAGGUGCAAUUGCGAUCAAAUACCUGCCUUGUCUUGCAUAAAAAAAACGUGUAAAUAUUAUUAAUUAUAUUUAUGAAGCUGUCAGUAUAAUUUAGCUUUUUAAACAGAUUUUUGAUUAGAUCAGUCUUGUAUUAAACUGUAAAUUCUUUGGAAGGUAAGUAUGGCAUUCAUGAAUUCAUUAAAUUAUAAUUUGGAAAUUGUAGCCAACAUUUUUAGUUGGUUGAUGACGUUGAUGUUAAUUAAGUUAGUGAGUGGGGAUAGUUUCUUCUUCAAAUCUUUAAUAGCUAGAUGUAAGUAAUAAAUAUUUGAAAAACUACUGUCAGGAAUAUUCUAACUUUUUAUAACCCAAUAUCAUUUAGGUACACAAAGUAAGAAUAACUUUGUUUUUUAAAAUAAAACAUUAUAUUCAGGUCA